AUUUUCCGUUACAGAGAGUUGACCUCCACUUCGACCAGCGCACUUCGCCCUUGAUGACAUCCCAUUGAUAUGCAUUAUCGAUCGUCAGUUUUGUAUCUUAGGACCCGAUGAAUUCAUUACACACAUAUUGUCAACGAAGGCAACACGUAAUGAUAGAGACGGCGAGAAGUAAUAGUGUUUUAUUGAGUGUGCGAAUAUGUCUCAACAGCGCAGCGUUCGUUCAUCUCGUGGUCGUUGCAUUAGUGCUUUUAAAUGUGGAUAUGUCAACCGAUAAUGAUCCCAAUGUGAGAGUGUAUACUAUUGUUCGUUGGUUAUUAUUGACUAUUUGGUUUAAUUUUGUGUUCCUAACUUAUUACCCUAUAUGCAUUUAUUGUGACUGGAUGGAGAGAAAUGGGAGGUGGGAAGACGAGAGAGCGCGUGUUUUGAGGAAAAUUAGAGAUGUCGUUAUGACAAGUAUCCUUCUGCCUACAACUUUGUACUGUGACACUCUAUUCUGGAGAACUUGGAAUAAUGACCGGGCACUAAUAGCGCCUGUGGGGAUCUUUGCCUACCUGCCACAUUGGACACAUCAUUCUCUUCAUACUAUUUCAGGCGUAUUGGUGAUUUUAGAUUUAAUUAUGGUGCCUCGAAAACGUCCUCCUAGUAUUUUGCCUGGCGCAAUCGUUACGACAAUUUUUACCUCAGUUUAUACUGCUACGGUCGCAGUGAGUUACGCAAAUGGUAUAGUAGUUUACGCAGUAUUAAACAUGUUCAGUAGGUUUCAAGUUUGGCUACUUAUACUAAUGUCAUAUCUGGAACUCUACUUCUUCUAUACACUACAGUGGUGUUUAAUUGACAUCGUGUGGGGGAAGAAAACGGAGAUGAAAAAUGAGGCAAAGAAGUUUUGAUGACUCUUUCGCAGUAUUAUGUGAAUUUCGUUUAAUAAGAUUGUACUUUUUAUUGAUUUUAUUUAUGGCUACUUAAAUCAAGGAAAAUAUAUUACUAUAUCCAAUGCUUGAUGUAUU
This is a messenger RNA of Pieris napi, 1004 nucleotides long. Its product is annotated as androgen-dependent TFPI-regulating protein-like. Lineage: Eukaryota; Metazoa; Arthropoda; Insecta; Lepidoptera; Pieridae. Bases 108 to 887 code for a protein of 259 amino acids. Gene Ontology annotation, cellular component: membrane; endomembrane system. The transcript is spliced from 4 exons. The record is from RefSeq and is a predicted model, not a curated record.